This is a messenger RNA of Chenopodium quinoa (quinoa), 2936 nucleotides long. Its product is annotated as zinc finger CCCH domain-containing protein 62-like. Gene Ontology annotation, molecular function: metal ion binding. The transcript is spliced from 9 exons. The coding region runs from base 1177 to 2736 and encodes 519 amino acids. The record is from RefSeq and is a predicted model, not a curated record. Lineage: Eukaryota; Viridiplantae; Streptophyta; Magnoliopsida; Caryophyllales; Amaranthaceae.
UUUGUGCGGCAGCGUUGGUGGUGCGUGCUACAUUUCCUCCCUUCUCUUUCUUUCUCCUUCUUCUCUUCCCUUCUCUCCUGCGAUUUGGUGGUGUAUUUCGGUGGUGCGAUAUGGGUUCGAUUUGGUAGCGCGAUUUGUUGGUGGCGAUUGGGGUGCGAGUUGGGUGCAAUUUUUCUGGCGAUUUGGUGGCUACUUGGUGCAUAUUGGUGGUGGUGAUUUUCUAGCGAUUUGGUGGCUACUUGGUGCAUAUUGGUGGUUCGGUGCUGAUGGCUGUGGCUGGGUAUUUGCAGUGAAAAGGUGCGGCUGUGUUUUGGGUGGAGGUGGUGGCGAUGUGGGCUGAUUAGGUGGUGUUUGUUGUUGGGGGGUGACGUGGUGUUGGUGAAUUGGAUCGGGAAGGUGGCGCGGGUGGUGGUGGUUGAAUUUGGAGUUUGAGUUUGUAGUUUGAGAAGGUUGUUGGCUGAUACAUUUGAAAGAAAGAGAAAGAAAGAGAGGAAUAGGGGGAAAGAGGAGAGAGAAGGAAAUAAAAAUAUGUUGUUAAUCAUAUUAGCCAAUAAAUGACACAUAUAAGCCAAUAAAAAUAAUAUAUAAGCCAAUUGAUGUUUGAUAUCAGUCAACAUUAGUGACGUAUCAAACAUUAAUAAACGUAUCAGCCAACAAAAGAAAACUAUGAGCUAACAAAAGAUACAUAUCAGCCAACAAAAGGAAUAUAUCAGCCAACAAAAGGAAUAUAUCAGCCAACAAAAUGUACAAAUAAGCCAACAGAGGAUGCAUAUCAGCCAACAAAGGAUGCAUAUCAGCCAAUAGAGGAUACAUAUCAGCCAACAAAAGGAUGAAAUCAGCAAACAAAAGCAAUAUGUAAGUCAACAAAAUAAACAUAUCAGCCAACAAUUAAAAUAUACAUAUCAAUCAACAAAAUAAAUAUAUUAGCCAACUAAAGAAACACUACGCACAACCAUUACAAAACCGAUGGAGUUAAACAGAGUACGUUUUCCAGAGUUCCCCCAAUAGGCCACUGGUUCCACUCCCCAGUCCCUAAUAUUCAAAUCCGACAAAUCAAUUCAAAAGGGCUUUAAAUGGCACUCCACACAAAACUUGCAACGGUCGUCUACCUUUUCUAACAUCUAAUACCCUAAUACACUCAGAAAUCUUCUCCCAAUCAUUCAAAUAAGCUUCUAGAUGGUUCUACAAAUGGCGAAAUCUCUCUAUGAGGCUCAAAACGCCAUAGACUUUACUGAUUUAGAGGAUUCCGAUUACAAUGAAUUUGGUUCAGAUGAUUCUGAAGAAGACCCAUCUUAUAUUGAUGAUCUUGACAAGUUUCAAUCCAAUUUAUCAAUCAAUUCAAAAUCAAUUUCAAGUGACAGAGAUUAUGCAGAAACACAAUUAGAUGAUGAGGAGGUCUCAGAUACGAAAGAAUUAAGUGCACCAAAGCUUGGAAUUAAAGAUAUGAAGGAUCUUGACGAAAUUCAGAGAGUUAUAGACAGUGGGUUGGUAGAGAAAUUGAAGGUUGAGCAAUGUAAGGUGUAUUUGAGGAAACACGGGUUGAGAUUGACUGGGAAGAAAGAUACCCUUGUCCAAAGAAUUAAGGAGCACUCAGAGAUUAUGAAUGGGGGAGGAGAAAAGAAGUUUCCACCAUCAAGCUUUGUGUUAAACUGCAAGGGUGAUGCCUGUAUGGGGGACAUUGUGAUGUUUGAACAAACUGUUUAUGAAGGGUACAGUAUCGUCUCUAGGAGUGCUACUGGUCCUCCAUGCGGUAAAAGAAUAGUUGCUGGUCGCAUAGUGAAAGAAAGUUAUGGUGCUGCCAAGCAGCAGCAUACAUUUACGGUUGAGGUUCUCUGGAGCAAAGGCCACAAACCACUACCUCCACUUCAUCCCCUCUUAAUUAAGGGCAGAAACCUCUACAGAUUGAACACAUUGAGGCAGAGAUGGGAAGAUGAAUCAGAAAGACAGCAAAUUUUGAGCGAAAAGCAUUGUAGGGGCUCCCUCGCCCGAUCAAAUAGAGAAGCCCGAAUUCAGGAAAAGGUAUCAAAGAAGAUGCUCAAAGGAGCCAGGAUUUGUCCAAAAGAAAGACAACAUUUACGUCAAGAGAAGAACCAUAGGCUUGCAACAGGUCAAAUCUCCAACUAUGAUUCAAAAAAUGUAGGAAGCAAGGCUCAGAAGCAACAUACAGUGGCAAAGAAGAUUCAGCAGCAGCAGCAGACUAACAAAGAUGAGAAUCUUAAGGUUCCUGUAGAAUAUAAAGAGAAUUCAUAUGUAGGAUUACCUAUAUCACAGCCAUCCCGACAGAUUAAGCCAAAUAUACCAGCUUCUGAUACAUAUGUAAAGCCAACUUCGAGACUGUGCUUGGGAUACAUCGAUCUAAAUUCUUCUCUGUCUCACAUUGCCCCUGCAAAAUUUCAGCAAAUACUACAUCCACAACACCUGCAUCAUUCUGUUCAGACUGUUUUAAAACCUCAGCCAUUACAGCAGAAAACAUCAAGCACAUCAACCUGUCAUUUCUAUCAGAAGCUGAGCUCUUGCUUCAUUGACAAUGGUAACUUCAUAACUUCUGCCUCCUCAUUAUUGCACCCACAGAAUCAGUUACUUGUUUCAAAUAGAACAUCAUUGCACAGUUCAUACGGUAGAAAUCAUCAAAAGGAACCACAGCAGCUGUGUCGACACUAUCCUCGAGGCAAGUGUUACUACGGGACUCGCUGCAAGUUUUUGCAUGUAUCCAAUAGGAACUAUGAUAAAUUUUAGUUGACACCGAAAUUCUGUGUGAAUUACAUUUUGAUGGAAACUGUGCCCCUUCCUUUUGUUAUCUCAAUUUAUAAAAUUUUCAAAGAAGAGAGUUAUUGUGUAUAGCAAGACCAAACUUUUCUUGAAGUUUUGAACCAUGACUAUCUUCAGCUUGAGAAUUAUACUUUCUUUUGGGCAUGACAUUACUGUUUUAUAAUGAC